This is a messenger RNA of Eutrema salsugineum, 1803 nucleotides long. RefSeq names its product omega-3 fatty acid desaturase, chloroplastic. Gene Ontology annotation, molecular function: oxidoreductase activity, acting on paired donors, with oxidation of a pair of donors resulting in the reduction of molecular oxygen to two molecules of water. The transcript is spliced from 8 exons. Bases 230 to 1546 code for a protein of 438 amino acids. NCBI's taxonomy places the organism in Eukaryota, Viridiplantae, Streptophyta, Magnoliopsida, Brassicales, Brassicaceae. The record is from RefSeq and is a predicted model, not a curated record. Gene Ontology annotation, biological process: lipid metabolic process.
GAGAGAGAGAGAGAGAGAGAGAGAGAGAGAGAGAGAGAAACUGUCGAGACGACAGGCAAAGUAGAAGCACAAGUUUCCUUCUCUCUCUUUCUCUCAACCAAGUGGGGAAGAUAUAAUAAUCUCUCACACAUUAUCUAUUCGUUACUCUCUCUUUCUCUAUUACCUCUCAUUUAACACAACCAAAAAGAGUCUUUUUUUUUCCUUCUCUUCUUCUGGGGAGAGAGCUCUAAUGGCGAACUUGGUCUUAUCAGAAUGUGGCAUAAGACCUCUCCCCAGAAUCUACACCACACCCAGAUCCAAUCCCCUCUCUAACAUCAACAAACCCAUCUUCAAUUUCAGACCAUCACCUUCUUCCUCCACCACAUCGUCUUCUCUCGCUUUUCGUCUGAAUUCACGAGAUGCGUUCUUCACGAGGAAUUGGGCUUUGAAUGUGAGCACGCCUCUAACAGUCGAGACUCCAAUCGAGGAGGAACACGAGACGCAGAGAUUCGACCCAGGCGCGCCUCCUCCGUUCAAUUUAGCGGAUAUUAGAGCUGCUAUACCUAAGCAUUGCUGGGUUAAGAAUCCAUGGAAGUCGAUGAGUUAUGUCGUCAGAGACGUCGCCAUCGUCUUCGCAUUGGCUGCUGGAGCUGCUUACCUCAACAAUUGGCUUGUUUGGCCUCUCUAUUGGCUCGCUCAAGGAACCAUGUUCUGGGCUCUCUUUGUUCUUGGCCAUGACUGUGGACAUGGUAGCUUCUCAAAUGAUCCGAGGUUGAACAGUGUUGUGGGUCAUCUUCUUCAUUCUUCAAUCCUGGUCCCUUACCAUGGCUGGAGGAUUAGCCACAGAACUCAUCACCAGAACCAUGGACAUGUUGAGAACGAUGAAUCUUGGCAUCCUAUGUCGGAGAAAAUCUACAAGAGUUUGGACAAACCGACUCGAUUCUUUAGAUUUACACUGCCUCUCGUGAUGCUCGCCUACCCUUUCUACUUGUGGGCUCGAAGUCCAGGGAAAAAGGGUUCUCAUUACCAUCCGGACAGCGACUUGUUCCUCCCUAAAGAGAAAAAAGAUGUCCUCACUUCUACUGCUUGUUGGACUGCAAUGGCUGCUCUGCUUAUCUGUCUCAACUUUGUUAUGGGUCCAAUGCAAAUGCUCAAACUCUAUGGAAUUCCUUACUGGAUAAAUGUAAUGUGGUUGGACUUUGUGACUUACCUGCAUCACCAUGGUCAUGAAGAUAAGCUCCCUUGGUACCGUGGGAAGGAAUGGAGUUACUUGAGAGGUGGGCUUACAACAUUGGAUCGUGACUACGGGUUGAUCAAUAACAUCCAUCACGACAUUGGAACUCAUGUGAUACAUCAUCUUUUCCCCCAGAUUCCACAUUAUCAUCUAGUAGAAGCAACAGAAGCAGCUAAACCAGUAUUAGGGAAGUAUUACAGGGAGCCCGAUAAGUCUGGACCUUUCCCAGUACACUUGCUGGAAAUUCUCGCAAAAAGUAUUAAAGAAGAUCAUUUUGUGAGUGACGAAGGAGAUGUUGUAUACUAUGAAGCAGAUCCCAAUCUCUAUGGAUAAAUCAAGGUGAGAGCAGAUUGAAAUGAAGCAGGCAGAGAGAGAGAGAGAGAGAAGCUGUGAAAAUCUUCUACUCCUGACCAGCUGAUUCGAUACUGAAGCUAUAUAUAUUUAAGAUACAUUGCAUUGUCGUAGAUUCAUGCUUCUUAAAGUUUUAUGUAUAUUUUGUAUUUGGAUGAUAAAACCAAACAUUUUCAGUUUUGAUUAGUUUUGUAUUUUAAGGAUAGUUUCAAUAAUCAUUUCUGAAGAAUGUUUAUCUU